AUGCUAAUUAUUCGUUAUCCAUGGCUAUUUAUUACAAUACCGAUACUGUUGACACUUAUACUUAGCACGGGAUUGCAAUAUCAAAAAGAUGCUUUCCUAAAAGAUGAACUUAACCAAUAUAUUCCAAUUAAUGCUCAAGCUGGACGAGAGUUACAGGAACUUGAUGAAUUAUUUCAUAUCGAUGAUUUCGAUCCAUUCUAUGCUACCAGAAGAUAUGAUAUCAAACGAACCGGAUAUAUUAUCGUACAAAGUAUUGCUAAUGAUGACGAUGUGCUGAAGCCAGCUAUUUUGGAUGCUGUAUUAAAAUUAUGGAAUGUGAUACAGGAGAUUCGAGUUGAAGGACGAAAUGAUACCACUUUUGAUUAUUCAUCCAUUUGUGUUAAAUUUCCAAUUUCAUCUGAAUUUGAUGAAAUUACUGCAAAUAUUUUAAUGCAUAAAUCAUCAAGGUUACAAGAAGAAUGCGUAUCAAAUCCAUUAAUAACUGCAUUUAAAAUGUUUCUAAGUGGUGAUUUAAUUCCGAAAAAUGAUACAAUUGAUCAGGCUAUCUUGAAAUUAGUUGCCAAUUCCUUCUCAUCCGAUCUGUUGAAUAGCGUUUGCAGCUUAUUGGGUGGUAUUACAUUUGACGAGAAACAUCGAAUUUCCGGUGCGAAAGCAAUAAUGUUACCGUAUGCAUUGCGACAUUCAACAGUUUUCCAGGAUAGUUUAGCUGAGAAAUGGGAGUUAAAAUUAGCAGAGUUUUUAUUGCAAUAUGCUUCAAAUAUCAUUAAAACUUCCUUAUGGACUUACGAAACGAUAGCUGUAGAAAGCGCUAAUGGUCGUGAACAAUUAGUAAAAAUGUUACUUCCAAGUUUUCUAACAGUAUUAUUGUAUACAACUUUAUGUUGCUGUUUACCAUCAUGGAUUUAUUCUCGACCAUGGCUGGCUAUUGGCGAAGUUAUCAGUGUUGCAGCUGCGGUUAUCAGUGGUAUCGGCUUAUUGCUUCUACUAGGCUAUCAUAUUAUCAGCGUUGCAUAUUUGAUGCCAUUCGUUGCCUUCUCAUUUGGUGUUGACAAUGUAUUUAUCACAUUGUCAGCAUGGCGAUCAACUUCUCUUAUCACUUCAUUCAAUUUACGCAUAAAGAAAGCAUUCACGGAUGCAUCCCUCUCAAUUACUGUAACUUCCCUUACCGAUCUCAUUUCUUUUACUGUUGGAUGUUUUGCACCUUUUCAAUCCGUACGAACAUUUUGUAUGUAUGCUGUAUCGGCUAUUUCCUUCACAUAUAUUUAUCAGCUAACAUUCUUCUCGGCUAUACUGGUCUUAACAAGUAAACGUGAAAUUGCCGAGCGACAUUGCCUAACAUUUCAGAAAUGCAGGAAAAAGCAAUAUUCCGGAUCACAUAUUUUUCCUGAAUUUGCGCCACAUAAAGGUCAUUGGUUAAUGAUUGGAAAGGUGCAGAAAAUAAAUUCUCAUCAUAAUCAUUUACUUGCUAACUUUUUCCGUACAACUUACUCAGAUUGGUUGUUCAAACCGUCAGUUCGAUUAAUUAUACUCGUAAUUUUCGUCCUCUAUCUUAUAGCAUCAAUUUGGGGUUGUAUGCAUAUGAAAUUAGGCCUCGAACCGAAUGAAUUACUUUCGAUAGAUUCAUAUGGUCGUGAAGCUUUAUCUGUUAUGGAGAAAUACUUUUCUGGCCACGAUAUUUUGUUUGAUUCUACCGGUAAUUUUCUGGAAGUUUCACGUAUCCUUGUGCAGUUACGUUAUGUUGGGGCGAGUAAUCAAUCUCGGGCUAUGCAAGUUUUAAGAAAUAUUGCAAAAUCGCGUACCAUUAAGACUGGAGUGUAUGCUGACUUCUUCCAGUUUGCGGAACAAUACAAUGCAGUACUUCCGGGUACGCUAUCAACGAUAGCAAUUGCUAGUUUCGCCGUAAUUAUUGUUUCAUUAUUGCUAAUACCAAGAAGAGUUGCAUCAUUUUGGAUUUUAUUAAGCAUCAUUACGGUAAACGUUGGCAUUCUUGGUUUCAUGACCUUUUGGAAUGUUCGAUUAGAUUUCGUCUCGAUGAUAACAAUUGUUAUGAGUGUUGGCUUCUGCAUUGAUUUUGCUUCACAUUUGGCGUUUAAUUUUUCUAAGGAUGAUGGGAUAAGUUCGUCUGAGCGAAUGCGUAAUGCUUUAUACAAUGUUGGUGUUCCAAUAAUACAAUCUGCCAGCAGUACAAUUAUCGGAGUUUCAUUCUUAGCAUCGAUUGAUAGCUAUGUGUUUCGCUCAUUCCUAAAAACAAUUAUCUUAGUGAUAACAAUCGGUACAUUACAUAGUUUACUGAUACUUCCAGUCUUAUUUACACUAUUCAUUUGUAAUGAAGAAAUUGCGUAUGGUACAUCAGGGAAAGAUAAAUUAAACGUAAGAGCAGUAAGAAAAACAUCAGAAACAACAACAUCUAUCAUUCCUAUUUCUGUUUGUUAUAAAUUUCCUACUGCAAUUGGAAUAAAAGAUAUCAACAACUAUAGAAAUCGUCAUCGUAUGCCUUUCCUGAUGGUACCACAACUUGAUGUCAGCGAAUUACAGUCAUACUGGAACGAUCAACAUUAUCACUCCAAUGUAUAUGGAAAAUAUUGGAAUAAAGAAUUGACGAAUAGAUUGUAG
Molecule: messenger RNA, 2613 nt
Organism: Acanthocheilonema viteae
Lineage: Eukaryota; Metazoa; Nematoda; Chromadorea; Rhabditida; Onchocercidae
Source: the annotation of a GenBank genome assembly